AUGCGACCAGACUACACCAGAUCCCGCUCCUCGUCCUCGUCCCAGUCGCCCGCUCCCUCCCGCUUCCUCAGAGUCCGCGCCAGGCCCCCCAGGGCUGUCUCAACCAGGACCGUCACCAGAACAUCGACAUCGACAGCCACGACUACAACUACCACGACGGCGACAUCGACGACCACCAGCGCCCUCAACCAGCUGCCUCUCGACCACUUCCUCUUCAACAAUGUCCGCCCGCAACUGACGGACGACCAGUUCGCAAAGAUGAGACGCCAGCAGCCCUUCGAGGCUGGCAACACGCAGGUCGUUGGCAUACCGCCAGGCAGCGGCAACGGCAUCCCCAACGGCGGCGGCGGCGGCAGCAGUGAUGGCACAGGCAAGGGGAUACUGAUCGGGCUGCUCUCUGCCUUUGGAUCAGCUGGAGUCGCCAUCCUCAUCCUCGCGCUGUUCUUCUUCUUCAGAUAUACCCAGCGUGGACGCAUCCUGCUGGACCGCAUCGGCAGGCCGGGCGAGUACGACGACGAGCAGGAGUUUGCCAGAGAAGAGGCCGAAGCGCUGGAGAACAUGGAUGAACUGCAGGCUGCCGAAUAUUUUAGGGCAAAGGCGUUCGUGCAAGCAAACCCCCCCGAGACGAUGCAGACGGACAUAUCGCUCUCUCAGUUCCUCGCGAUCCAGGAAAAGGGAGUGUCGGCGUGGGAGUUCGAGCCGGAGCUGGAAAUUGCCAACUGUUUCGUCGAGGGACGGACGGAGAUCGAGUUCUUCGACUCCGAGUGUGGCGUGCAGAGCAACCUGCCCGUCCCCAAGCAGAACGACGUCUACUACUGGGAAGCAAAGAUAUACGAUAAACCAGAGACCACCCUCCUCAGCAUCGGCAUGACUACAAAGCCGUAUCCGCUCUUUAGACUACCAGGCUUCCACAAGUCGUCCGUCGCAUACCAGUCCACCGGCCACAGGAGACACAACCAGCCCUUCAACCCUACAUCCUACGGACCUGCCUACGUCCAGGGAGACGUCGUGGGCGUCGGCUACCGGCCCCGCAGCGGCACCAUCUUCUUCACCCGCAACGGCAAGCGGCUGGACGACGUCGCCCACGGCCUUCGAUCGCAGAACUUCUUCCCUACCGUCGGCGCCAACGGUCCAGCCACCGUCCACGUUAACUUCGGCCAGAUGGGCUUCGUCUUCAUCGAAGCUAAUGUGAAGAAGUGGGGUCUCGCGCCGAUGACGGGUAGUUUGGCCCCUCCGCCACCGUACGGGAGCGAGCAGGGGAGUAUCCUACUCGAGGCCGGCAGCCAGAACGACGCCGGCCAGGGCCAGGGACAGAGCAGCCAGAGUGCCCAGCAGUGGUGGCAUCCGGAAUACGUCCAUCAUGCUCACCAGCAGCAUAAUUCGCAGGUUCAUGCACGAACGCGGAGUGGAACGUUGCGCGGACAUCUACAUGCUGCUACACAGGCACCAACGGCACCCGUCAGGACGCCAACAGAUAUCUCGCUUGGUCCGCUGCCUCAUGUAGCGUCCAAUCCAGAUCUGCCUGCUGGCUCCGAGGCGUCCACUGAAACGAACGACCAUCCGAAUACCCAGGUCAAUGUCAGCAUCACCACCAGGCAGCCGGUAGACGACGUUCCUCCGCCAGAGUACCGUAGCCCAGGCCACUCUCCGCCGUGCGUUGCUGUCAGUCUUAUGUUUCCCUGCCACGCACGAAAUGCUUUCUACGUCUCUCCCCCUAAAACCGUGCUUUGCGUUUAUAUCGAGCCAGAUGGAUGUAAUUAG
Messenger RNA from Arthroderma uncinatum, 1761 nucleotides. Its product is annotated as endosome protein. NCBI's taxonomy places the organism in Eukaryota, Fungi, Ascomycota, Eurotiomycetes, Onygenales, Arthrodermataceae. The record is from RefSeq and is a predicted model, not a curated record. Gene Ontology annotation, molecular function: protein binding. The transcript has 4 exons. The coding region runs from base 1 to 1761 and encodes 586 amino acids.